Molecule: messenger RNA, 3807 nt
Organism: Etheostoma spectabile (orangethroat darter)
Lineage: Eukaryota; Metazoa; Chordata; Actinopteri; Perciformes; Percidae
Product: microtubule cross-linking factor 1-like
Exons: 10
Coding region: 87-3257 (1056 amino acids)
Source: RefSeq, a predicted model, not a curated record
AGCUGGAGUGGCGUCUAGGACAGGAGCGUGGCGUGGAGCCCCAGAGCCAGAGCCAGGGUGGGGGCCAGGCCCAGAGCAGGGGAGCCAUGGGACUCACUAGGUACCACAGGCCCCUGGCUUUAAGAGCAGAGCUCCGGGACACGCCUGCUUCUGACAUCCAGUUUCGUCUGGAUCAUGAACGGAGGCUGAGAGCUGCGACUGAGGAACGGGAGGCUUUCGUUUCUCUUCCUCAGCAGGAAGAUGAGCGUCUGCGUUUGGAGGCCAAGCGGGGAGGUCUGGAGCUGCAGGGACUUCAGACUCAUGAGGUGCCCUGGCCUCAGGAGAGAGCCACGCUGCAACAAGAGGUCCGCCUCUUCCGACGCAACACCAUCUUCUUCUACAUGAAGCUCAGGUGGAUCCUCAUGCACUGGAGGCUUGGCCGCAAGGACGACCCUGGAGAGGAGAGAGUGCACCCAGAGUUUGAAAAGUUGGAGGGAAUCCCAGAGCUGGGAGUGAUAAUGGAGCAGGCGGAGGGGGAGUCGGAUCAAGACGACAAACUGUGUUUACCACAAACCCCAGGGGACGUCCCCGACCCGGGGCCCAUCAUCCCCCUGAUGUCACCUGAUCGACACCUGCGGCAUCAAAGACAGUUUGGGGAGAACCGGCAAGUGCUGCAGGCCCUGCGGACGCUGCUGGAAGAGUUUCGAGACGAGCUGCGGGAGGAGGAGAUGCGGCGAUGCCAACUGCAGCAGUCCUACGCCAAUGACAAAGCCGCCUGGGAGGUCAAGUGGGCAGAGAUGAAGUGCCAGUUUGCCCAGUUGGAGGAGAAGGCUCAAGGCGAGGUGCGAGGUGAAUCUCAGAGAGGUGAUGAAGGGGAACCUGUCGAAGACCCCGAGUGGGCCAUAAAACUGGAACGUGAGGAGCACCGGCGUCUGCUGGCCGACAGCCACAGCACCUCCCUAGACCUGCGCUGGAAACUGCAGCAUGGAGAGAAGAGGUGGAGCCGCGAGAGGGGCGACCUGCUGGAGCGCUUUGACCAAGAGCGGAAGGAGUGGGACUGCAACAUGAGGGAGCUCCACCGCAAGAUGGAAAGGAUGCAGAGAGAACUGAACAGCCGGCGAGGUGAGGGCAUCGACAUCAAAGAUGGUGGCUCGGACCACAGAGCUGUUUUCUCUCCUCAGGACAGUCCCUGCAAGGCCCCCCGGUCGCCACGCUCCCCCUGUACGUCCACCCCUAUCCCUGCACCCCCCAUGCGCUCCCACUCUGACUCUGAUGCCAUGCUGGAGGAGCAUGGGGCUGCACUGAGGCUGAAAGGCCCAACGGAGAACCUGUUCCUGGACGCACUGUCCCUGGACCCCCUCGGCAGCCUGGAGGUCCCUCCACCCUCCAGACUGGAGGGGGAGAAGAGGUUCCCCUGCAUGAAGGAGGCCCUGAAUGAGAUUUCGGAGAGAGAACUUGAUCCUUCGACCCCAGAGGACGAGAUGGGUGGUGGAAGUCUGUUCAGAGCUAAGUCUGUGUGCUCCAUGAGCGACUUCCAGCGGUUAAUGGACAGCUCGCCGUUCCUCCCUGACAAGACUCGCCACGGUGAUCUGGGCCAAGAUGACGCCACCCCGCCUUUGUCCCCAGACGACCUCAAGUACAUUGAGGAGUUCCAUAAUAAGGGCUGGGACUUCCCAUCAUCUGCCUCUGGCCUGGAUCCUGCUCGGAACAUGUGGACAGACAAACCCCCCGAGGCCCGGGGAGGGGAGCUCGUUGAACCAUUCCAGCCAGCGUCCUGGUUCCUCACCACCAGCGCAACCCUGACCACCAGCACCCUGAGCAGCCCUGAGCACUGCCACAAGUCCCCGCUGAGGGGCAACGGAGCAGGGGAGGCAGGGGUGGGAGUGGAGCACUAUGGUCAUCACAUGCUCCACAGCCCCACCAGAUCUGGGGCAGCUGAAUGCCCUAUUUCCCAAGACCCAGACUUUCUGUAUGCCAAAGGGACCAAAGCCAGGGGCGGAGGAGAAGCUGUGGUGGGAGCCAGCGGGUCAGAUGAGGUGUUCAGCAGUGGGAGGUGGGCAUGUGGAAUCCUGGAGGGUGGGGGGUUGAGGACUUCUCCUAGCCAGUCUCCUAUCUGCCCCACUGUGGGGUACACUUCUUCUCUGGAGCUUCAGCUCUCCAGAAACAUGAGUGACGACAUGAAGGAGGUGGCCAUCUCUGUGAGGAACGCCAUUCGUUCACCACCAGGGCCCAUUAUCCGAGACACCGCCUGCCAGACCAACGGAUUCACCACGCGAAGCACUCAGACCACCCAGACCAGCAAUGUGGGUCUACAAACGGACCUGUUGAGGAACCUGACCAGCAGCCCCCACCGCUGCCUCACCCCAAAAGGCGGAGGCACGCCUAUUUCUUCCCCGUCACGAAGCAUGAGGAAGGUUCAGUACUCUCCUGUCAUCCAAAGUAAGUUUGAGCGACCCUGCUGCUCGCCAAAGUAUGGCUCACCCAAGCUUCAGCGCAAACUGUCCACAUCCAACAAGGCUGAGCUACCCACUUCAAACCGCGCUCCCACCCCCACCACACCGCAGAAGGGCAACAGCGAGUCAGCGUGGGCCCGCUCCACCACCACUCGUGACAGCCCUGUCCAUACCACCAUCAACGACGGCCUCUCAAGUCUCUUCAACAUCAUUGACCACACCCCCGUGGCCUACGACUCCAUGCAGAAGUUCAACAAGUCCCCCAGUCGCUCUCGCCCCACCCCUCCCUCCACCACCGAGCCCAGCCCUGCACACGGGGCUCUCGCCACAGACCCCAGGACCGAGUGCUUGCGGAUUGCUCGUGGGCGCUCACCCAGCCCCGUGCAGCUGAUAGUGGAGACACAGGGGGACAGAAACCCAGAGGUGGUGAGCAUACGGCAGGACCUAUCGGCCCCGCCGGGCUACACGCUGGCUGAAAACACAGCCCGCAUCCUUAAUAAGAAGCUGCAGGAGCAGAGCUUUAGAGAGGAGAGGAGGCUGCAGGCUGGAGGACAGAGCAGCCACAGCAGAGACAGCAGCAGGCAGGCCGACUCAGACAGAGGACAGUCUGGAUGUAUGGAGGACCUGCCUCGCUCUCCGGUGGCUCCACCCCUGGACUCCUGCUUCCUGAGACCGGCCCGCCCGGCCAACCGCCGACCCCCCUCGCGCUGGGCCGCCCACUCCCCCUCCUCCUCCCCCAAGUGGAACGAGGGCUCAAAGAGGAGGUUCACCUUCCCGCCGCUGGGACUACGGAAGACCAUUCUGGAGGGCGAGGAGCCAGCUUGAGGCUGCCUCUACCUCCUGUCCCCCUCCUCUAGCUCAGCCUAAAAGACCCAGUACCUCAGAACCCCUCCCCUCCCCCCCAAACCUAGAGACUCCCAGUGCCGGAGCCUGAAGGGGGGUGUGAUCCACCCAGUAUCACCAGCUGACCAUCGAGGAACCAGAACCCUUUUUUUAAAAGAACUUGGAUGUACUGUAAUGUAAUCAAAGUAAGAUUUUAAAACUACAUUUCCAAAAGAGGUGCCUGCACACACUUGAGUUCCUCAUCACCCUACAUGUGCGCAUAUGUAUUUAAUAUAUAUACAUAUUUAGCCACAAUUCUGAACCUUUUUCAGGUGAAAACUGUAGGUCAGCUGUUGCAUUGGUAUUUAGUAUAAGUUUAUACCAUUUCUUCUCAUCUGUUUACACUUUUAUUUUUUUACGCUGUCCUGCAUCAAUUCAUGUUCAAACUAUUUUUUUAAUAAGAGCAAACCUUCUGUUUUUUGUUGCCAGCCUUUGAAGCCUGACUUUUCUGUUUAGUUUCAAGGAGAGGAAGGACAACACAAGCAAAACAAAC